Molecule: messenger RNA, 417 nt
Organism: Grus americana (Whooping crane)
Lineage: Eukaryota; Metazoa; Chordata; Aves; Gruiformes; Gruidae
Product: cytochrome c oxidase subunit 8B, mitochondrial
Exons: 2
Coding region: 21-254 (77 amino acids)
Biological process (GO): mitochondrial electron transport, cytochrome c to oxygen
Cellular component (GO): mitochondrion
Source: RefSeq, a predicted model, not a curated record
GCCCCCUUCUUCCGGAAGUCAUGCGCAUCGCCGCUUCCGCCGCCGCCAUGUCGCUCGCUGUCCGCCUGGCCCGCUCCCUCCUGCGUUCCCCGGCCCGGCCUGGCCCGGCCCAACGCGGCCUCAUCUCGGGGCCGCCACAGGAGCCGCUGGGGCCCGGGGAAAGCGUCGUGGGUUUCAUCGCCAUGUUCGCCGUCUGCUUGGGCCCCGCCGCCUGGGUGCUCGCCCACCUCGAGGACUAUAAGAAAGGGGAGUGACCUACCCCCCUUCCCAUCCUACCGGGACCACCCACCGCCGGGACCACUCAGCACCGGGAACACAGGGGACGCCGCGCCGGGACCUUCCCCCUUCCCUUGCACCGCCGAUGGGACCCGACCGACCGACCCCCCCCCACCCCCCAAUAAAGGCCGCUAACGCCGA